AUGCACCACCACAACUGGCAAAGUGUAGCUCAGGUCUCAGCAGGGGCCCGAAAGGCCACAGGGGUCAAGCUGGACACACAGUUCAUCCUUAUUGCCACUGCUUGUUCAAUUUACCACAAAUUCUUAUGCAAGAUCAACCUGGACACCUAUGACUGUUACCUGGUUGCCAUGCCUUCUAUUUACUUGGCUGGCAAAUUAGAGGAGUAACACCUGAGUACUCCUGAGUUCAUUAAUGUAUCCAACAGGUACUUUAACUAGAGCAGCAACCCUUUGGAGCUGGACUACGGCUUCUGGGAGUUCUGAGUUAGCAUUGUGUAUUGUGAGCUCCUCAUGUUGAGAAUUUUGCACUUCCAGGUCUUCUUCCAGCAUCCACACAAGUUCCUGCUCCACUACCUGAUUUCUGUCAAGAACAGCUGGCAGUGAACCCGCAUCUCUGUCACAGCCUGGGCCUUGCUGCGUGAUAGCUACCAUGGUAGGUUGUGCCUCCAGCUCCAGGCUCAGAACCUAGUUGUGGUAGUGUUAUACCCGGCCCUGCAGGUCUUUGGAGUUGAGGUGCCUGCUGAGGCUGAGGCCAAGAAGCCAUGGUGGCAGGUGUUUAGUGAUGAUCUUUCCAAGCUAACCAUUGAUAACAUGUCUGAUCUCAUUCAGAUUUAUAUCAUGGACACAGAAAUUCCCUUAAGCUCUGGUCCAGGACUCUCCAAAGAAGCCCAGUAUGGUUGGCUGCCUGGGGAUGGUGCCACCACAUCACUGUGA
Molecule: messenger RNA, 753 nt
Organism: Peromyscus eremicus (cactus mouse)
Lineage: Eukaryota; Metazoa; Chordata; Mammalia; Rodentia; Cricetidae
Gene: Ccnq
Product: cyclin Q
Biological process (GO): regulation of transcription by RNA polymerase II
Cellular component (GO): nucleus
Molecular function (GO): cyclin-dependent protein serine/threonine kinase regulator activity
Source: RefSeq, a predicted model, not a curated record